Molecule: messenger RNA, 507 nt
Organism: Dibothriocephalus latus
Lineage: Eukaryota; Metazoa; Platyhelminthes; Cestoda; Diphyllobothriidea; Diphyllobothriidae
Source: the annotation of a GenBank genome assembly
AUGCACAAGUUCCGUCUUGCAGAUUCAUGCGAUGAGUCCGACGAUGGUGAGGAGAAGAUUACGGUGGAACGCUACUGGAAUAAGGCCCCAGUCGUGAACAAGGCUUGUGAUCCAAAUUGUGGAGAAGAAAAGAUAAUUAUCGCCCGCAGCUGGAAGAAGAAGGGCAGUGAUGCUAUUGCAGCACGGGCCGCGCAGAGAAAGAUGAUGGCCAGGCAGCCCGCAGAAUACGACUGUGAUGGGUACACAUCUUCAUCCUCCUCCUCGUCAUCUUCCUCAUCCUCAUCGUCUUCUUCGUCAUCAUCUUCAUCGUCGGACAGCAGUUCAUCCUCUGACUCUGACAGCGACUACGAGGAAUGCUACUGGGCGCGCAAGUCCAGGGGCAAGAAACCCACACCCGGCAGAUCACCCGCUUACGGCAAAUCACCGAGUAAGCAUUAUAUAUAUUGCACCAACGGUAGUAAAUUGUGUUCAGGUUUCAAUUUCGAACAUCAGUUGUUUGGAGAAUAA